CUCUGCAAGCAGCCCCAUCAGCUUCCCCACACACACAACUUGUCCAUCCCAGUACCUGCUGCAAUGCCAGUGCACAGUCACUGUCCUUAACGGUGCUCACAUCCCGCUGUCGGGCCGUAAUCCCAUUCUGAGGGAGGUGCUGGGCAUCCGACCCCACGUCCUGGUGCUGAACAAGAUGGACCUGGCUGAUCCCAGCCAGCAGCCGACAGUCUUGGAGCACCUGCAGCGACAGCGAUGCUCACACGUUGUCUUUGCUGACUGCCAGCAUGAUGUCAAUGUCAAGAAGAUUGUUCCCCUGGUUGCCAAGCUGGUGGACAACAGCCCUCGCUACCACAGGGCUGAGAGCACCGAGUACAGCAUCCUGGUGAUCGGUGUGCCCAACGUGGGCAAGUCCUCGCUCAUCAACUCCCUGCGGAGGCUGCACCUCAAAAAGGGGAAAGCCACUGCUGUCGGUGGUGAGCCUGGUGUCACUAAGGCAGUGCUGACCAGAAUCCAGGUCUGCGAGAAGCCCCUGAUGUACCUGGUGGAUACUCCUGGUGUGUUGUCACCAAACCUGGGCGACGUGGAGACUGGCAUGAAGCUGGCACUGUGCGGAGCCAUCCGUGACCACCUAGUUGGGGAGGACAUCAUGGCCGACUACCUCCUGUAUGCCCUGAACAAGCGGCAGCAGUUCAGGUAUGUGCAGCGUUAUGGGCUGGCUGAUGCCUGCGACGACAUUGAGCUUGUGCUGAGGCACGUGGCCCUCGCCAAAGGCAGGAUGCAGAAGGUGAAGGUGUUGACGGGCACAGGGAAUGUCAACAUGAUGAUGCUCAACUACCCCGCUGCUGCCUAUGAGUUCCUGCGGGAUUUCCGGGCAGGACGCCUGGGCAGGGUGACACUGGACUGA
This is a messenger RNA of Nestor notabilis (Kea), 886 nucleotides long. RefSeq names its product mitochondrial ribosome-associated GTPase 1 (gene MTG1). The annotation marks the transcript as partial. The record is from RefSeq and is a predicted model, not a curated record. Gene Ontology annotation, molecular function: GTPase activity; GTP binding. NCBI's taxonomy places the organism in Eukaryota, Metazoa, Chordata, Aves, Psittaciformes, Psittacidae. The transcript is spliced from 9 exons. Gene Ontology annotation, cellular component: mitochondrion.